Molecule: messenger RNA, 2593 nt
Organism: Thamnophis elegans (Western terrestrial garter snake)
Lineage: Eukaryota; Metazoa; Chordata; Lepidosauria; Squamata; Natricidae
Gene: PPM1J
Product: protein phosphatase, Mg2+/Mn2+ dependent 1J
Exons: 10
Coding region: 678-1718 (346 amino acids)
Biological process (GO): protein dephosphorylation
Molecular function (GO): protein serine/threonine phosphatase activity
Source: RefSeq, a predicted model, not a curated record
UCUGGCCGCUCCGAGCCCGCGGCGCCCGGCGGCGGCUGCAGCAGCAAGAGCGGCAGCAUGUUGGGCAGAGUUCGCUCAGCGAUGGCGCAACUAGUCGGGGGUCUGGGAGGCGGAGGAAGCCCCCGGAGUCCGCAGCACGCCUCGCCCACCGCCAGCGCCUCAACCGCGCCGUCCCCGUCUGUUUUGUCCGAGGCUGCCGGGCCCAACGUUACCGCCGCCGCGGCCACUACCACUACCUCCUCCUCCGCUACCACCACGAGCAGUUCCUGUCGCGAGAAGCCCCGCGGCAGCUUCUCAAGGCCGGCUUUUCUGCAGCUCACGCCAGAGGAGCUCCUGCUGGCCGACGACCACACGGGCAGAGCCGUCCAGAGUCCCCGCGAGAGUCGCCGUCGCCUGCCCUGGAGCACCGGCUACGCCGAGUAGGCGAGAAAAAGCGGCCGGUGGAGGCGACGGAGGGAGGGAGCACCUCAAGCGCCUUGGGCCGAGUGAUAAAUGCUGGUAAGAGCCAGCAUAAUGAGGAUCAAGCUUGUUGUGAAGCCGUCUUUGUGGAAAAAAGAGACAGCCUGAGAAAUAACCCAGGCCCCAAGGGAAUCUCUGGAGAGUCAGAAGGCAGCAAAGGUCUGUACUUUUACUACUGGGGUUUGUUUGACGGACAUGCUGGAAGUGGAGCUGCAAUCAUGGCAUCAAAACUGCUUCAUUUCCAUAUUCGUGACCAACUCCGAGACUUGGUGGAUAUCUUACAAGAUUCCUCUCCUCCUCCAAUUUGUCUGCAAAAGGGACCCAGGACAUUUCUCACAGAACCAAACAAAGCUCCUCUGGCAGAAGAUGCAGAGGUCCCAAACAGUGCCUUGCCACGCUUCCAUAUGGAAAAGGUGGUUUCCCAUGAAAGUUUAGUAGUGGGAGCCAUUGAAAAUGCAUUCAAGCAGAUGGACAAUCAAAUUGAGCAAGAACGGGUAACCAGGCAGGCAACUGGAGGCUGCUGUGCCCUAACUGUGGUUUAUCUUCUGGGAAAGUUUUAUGUGGCCAAUGCUGGUGAUAGUAGGGCCAUUGUCAUCCGUAAUGGGGAAAUCAUUCCAAUGUCCAGGGAAUUUACUCCAGAGACAGAGAGGCAAAGGCUACAGUUUUUAGGCUAUUUGAGGCCUGAAUUACUGGGAAAUGAGUUUACUUUCUUUGAGUUUCCCCGAAGGAUCCAACAGAAGGAAGUGGGAAAGAAGAUGUUAUAUAGGGACCAAAAUAUGAAUGGCUGGGCAUAUAAAAGGAUAGAAGAAGAUGACCUGAAGUUUCCACUUGUAUAUGGAGAGGGUAAAAAGGCUCGAAUGAUGGCAACCAUUGGGGUAACUCGAGGCUUAGGAGACCAUGAUCUCAAAGUUUACAACUCCAACAUCCACAUUAAGCCUUUCUUAUCUUGCAUUCCAGAGGUGCACAUUUAUGACCUCACACAGUAUGAGCAUUGCCCUGAUGAUGUGCUGGUGCUGGGCACUGAUGGCCUCUGGGAUGUCACUAGUGAUCAGGAGGUAGCCACUGUGGUCAUUGAUGUAUUGAUGGGCUAUGAACCCAAUGAUCCUUGCAGAUAUACCAUGGCAGCCCAGGAAUUGGUAAUGAGAUCCAGAGGAAUUCUGAAGGACCGUGGCUGGAGGCUGGCCAAUGACAAACUGGGUUCUGGAGAUGAUAUAUCUGUUUUUGUUAUCCCCCUGGGUGGUCCAGGAAACUAUUCCUGAACCCUGAACCUCCGGGAUACAGAGUUCUUGAUUCAAAACUAUAAAAAAUGUAAUUUAAUUGAAGAUUGUAGAUUCCCUUGCUGUUGAAAUAUUUUGUUCUUCAAGUCUUCAGAAAUGGAUUAUAAAACCCAGUCAUAAAGACUGCAGUUUCUCCAUCCAGUUUUCAUCUUUUUCAAGCAAGCGAGAGACGUGACACAUAGCCGAAAUCAAACUCUUUCAUGAAUUUCUACCAUAAGGUCAUGAAGUGCUGUAAAAAUCCUUAAUUCUCAGGGCUGUGUGGAAUCUGUGAUGUGGUGCCAGGGAAAGAAAACUCUGGGUUCCACUGGCAUGGAAAUGGUCUUCAUACUGAUUGUUAGUUCUGGACUAUCCUUGAUCUGUUACAGUACUGAAUCAUUUGUAAAUAUAUUUUUUUGUUUCCCCCGUGAUUAUAAAGGGACAACUCAAGAUGCCAAGGACCACCUCAUUUUGAUUCACAAUGGCAACUGUGCCUACUUGUCUAGAAAAUACUGUCUUUCUUGGCAAUUAAUCAUAUGUGAAUUGCUAAAAAAUAAUGUCAAGUAAGUGUUGUUGACUGGUUGCUAGUUAUUUCUUGGAUUUAUCCCAGGCAGGAUAUGCAGUUUUUCCCCUCUGAAAGUUGGAUUUCAGGCUGAAUGAAGUAAGCACUCAUUUUAAAUGUAUCACUUAUUUUGCAGGGAUUUUUCUGCAUCAUGUUAAAUACUGUACAUCAUUUAACAAAAUUUGCUAAUUUUAUAGGAGUACCUCCUCUGAACAGCAGCAGAUGGGUACAACUGAUUUCUACCAUAGAAAAUAUUGUUGAAGAAAAUCUUACCUUGUAUUGCUUCCUCCACAAAGUGGUGGAACAUCUGGUGAUCUAA